This is a messenger RNA of Lizanozyma spartinae, 2880 nucleotides long. It is a transcript of the gene DBP10, whose product is annotated as putative ATP-dependent RNA helicase. The transcript has a single exon. Gene Ontology annotation, molecular function: RNA helicase activity; ATP binding; RNA binding. Gene Ontology annotation, cellular component: nucleus. Lineage: Eukaryota; Fungi; Ascomycota; Pichiomycetes; Serinales; Debaryomycetaceae. Bases 1 to 2880 code for a protein of 959 amino acids. The record is from RefSeq and is a predicted model, not a curated record.
AUGUCGUCCGAUGAAGAAGACUACGACAUUGCCGGCUCAUUGGCAGUUAAUGCUGAAGAUUCUGAUUAUUCUGAUUCUGAGUCCGAUAAUGACAAUCAAGAAUUUAAAGACAUUAUACUGAGUGAUAAUGAAGAAGAGGAAGAGGAACAAGAACAACCCCAAAAGAAGAAACAAAAGAAAGAAACAAAGACAGCAAAACCCAAGUCUACAGUCAAGCCUGAAGCGUUCCCCAAUUUGGAACUCAGUGACGAUGAAGAAGACGAUAAAUCAUUCAAGGCCACCACGGACGCAUUAUUCCUUAAUAAUCCUGAAGUUAAAAAGGCAAAGAGUGGUACUUUCAAAUCCUUUGGACUCUCACAGAACAUCCUCAGGAACAUUGCCAAAAGAGGAUACAAGAACCCUACCCCCAUUCAAAGAAAGUCGAUUCCAUUACUUAUGGAAGGUAGAGAUGUUGUUGGGAUGGCCCGUACCGGUUCUGGUAAAACUGCUGCAUUUACAUUACCAGUGGUUGAUAAAUUACGACAACAUUCUGCCAAAGUUGGUAUUCGUGCAUUAAUUCUUUCACCCUCAAGAGAAUUGGCCUUGCAAACGUAUAAACAAGUUAAAGAUUUCUCCAAGGGAACAGAUUUAAGAAGUGUAGUGUUAAUUGGUGGUGAUUCUUUAGAAGAUCAAUUUCAAAUGAUGAUGAAUAACCCAGAUAUUGUGGUUGCUACUCCAGGUAGAUUUUUACAUUUGAAGGUGGAAAUGGAAUUAGAUUUAAAGACCAUUGAAUUUGCAGUUUUCGAUGAAGCAGAUAGAUUAUUUGAAAUGGGGUUUGCUGAACAAUUGAAUGAAUUGAUUGCGUCGAUGCCAACUUCAAGGCAAUCGCUUUUAUUUUCCGCAACGUUACCUCGAACUUUAGUUGAUUUUGCUAAAGCUGGGUUGGUGAACCCCGUUUUAGUCAGAUUAGAUGCUGAAUCCAAGAUUUCAGAUGAGUUGGAAAUGGCCUUCUUCACCACAAAGAAAAACGAAAGAGAAGCAAACUUGUUAUACAUUUUACAGAAUAUGAUAAAGGUUCCUAUUGCGACCUCUGAAGAUCUCAAGAAGUUGAAAGAAUUUGAUGGAGAAAACGAUGACUCUGAUCCAGACAACAACGACGAUGGCAAUGACGAUAAGAACAAGAAGACUAUGAAAAGAAAAAGAUUCACCAAACGUUUCAACUUACCCCCAGCCAACGUUUUACCCUCACCUUAUUCUACUAUUGUAUUUGUCCCCACAAAACAUCAUGUUGAAUACAUUACAGCCUUGCUUAAGGACGCUGGGUAUUUGGUGUCAUAUAUUUACGGUACGCUUGAUCAACACGCCAGAAAAAGUCAGCUUUAUCAAUUUCGGGCCGGUCUUACCAACGUACUUGUUGUUACCGAUGUGGCCGCAAGAGGUAUUGAUAUCCCCGUUUUAGCUUAUGUAAUCAACUUUUCCCUCCCGGCAUCAUCCAAGAUCUUCAUCCAUAGAGUUGGUAGAACGGCUAGAGCCGGGAACAAAGGUUGGGCGUAUCUGAUUGUCAACGAGAAGGAGCUUCCAUAUCUUUUAGAUUUGGAGUUGUUUUUAGGGAAGAAGGUGUUGUUAACUUCUAUGCAUGAAGCCAAAUGUGAACUCUUAAAGGAAAGACAAGGCGAUCAAUAUGUGGAGCCCAAAGUGUCAUAUACUGACAGAUUGGUUUUAGGGUCUGUACCUCGGCUUCAAUUAGAGAACUGUCAAGAGCUAUACGAUAAUUUGUUGGCCAAUAACUACGAGUUAAGUGUGAUCAAGGAUGUUUCUUUGAAGGGUGAGAAAUUGUAUCAAAGAACGAGACAGCCUGCAUCUCAAGAGUCCGUCAAAAGGACCAAGGAGUUGAUUGGUACGGGGACUUGGGAUGAACAACAUUUGCUUUUUGGAGCCAACCUUGAAAAGGAGAAGGACAAGUUUUUGGCCAAAUUAAUGAAUAGAAACGUGAAGGAAACGGUGUUUGAAUUCAAGCAUAAAGGUCGUGAAAGAGAAGAAAAUAGUAUGGCUGAAUUCAUGCAACGAAGAAGAAGACAACUUGCACCCAUUCAAAGAAAGGCCAAAGAACGUAAGGAUUUAUUAGAUAAAGAAAGACAAGCUGGUUUGGUCCAUGGGAUUGAAGAAGAAGUACUAAAAGGAGAUUCCAGUGAAGUUGGAUAUUCCACUACUACCAGAGUUGGUGGUGAGAACCUUGAUGAAGAAGAAUUACAACAGACAUUUGAAGAUGGUGAUAGUGUAUUAAACAAGAAGAAGAACAAUAACGCUUCUAAGUCGUAUAGAGAUCCUCAGUUCUACAUGAGUCAUUAUGCUCCUACAUCUGUGAUUCAAGAUCAACAGCUUUCAUUGGCUACUUCAUUUGCCAAUAGUGCGGCAUCUGCCACUUUUGAUUUAGACAACGAUGAGAAGAUGAGAGGCAACAAACAAGUCAUGCAAUGGGAUAGAAAGAAGGGUAAAUAUGUCAAUUCUCUUUCCACUGACAAGAAAUAUAUCAUCAGUGAAAAUGGGCAAAGAAUCCCUGCAUCUUUCAGAUCUGGUAAGUUUGAUGAUUGGAAGAAGCAAAGAAACUUACAACCAGCUAAGGCUGGAUCUUUGGAACCGAACAAUGACAAGAAUGGUAAUAAGAGGUUUAAGCAUAAAAAAGUGGAUGCUCCAAGAUUACCGGAUAAGUAUAGAGAUGAUUUCCAUAAGCAAAAGAAAAAGGUGGAGAAGGCUCUUGAAUCUGGGGUUUCGGUAAAGGGUUACAACAGACCAGGUCAACGACAAGAAUUGAAGACCACCGAACAAAUCAGAAAGGAUAGAGAAUUGAAGGAGAAACGUAAAGCAAAGAACGCCAGGCCUUCAAGAAAGAAGAAGUAUUAA